AUGACAGGUAUCAAAAGAUCAUCCAGAACUUCUAAAUUAGAGAAAUUUGCUAAAAAAUUCAAAAGCUCUUCCAAAAAUCCUAUAGAUGAAGACACUAAAAUAUCUAACUGUAUAGUUCGUGUCCCUGUUUCAUUAUAUGCAUCCAUUGCCCCAAUGUAUUCUCAAUCUCCUUUACAAGGGAUUAUGAAACAGCAUUUAAAUCCAAUGGUAAUGAAAUUUAAUCCAAAAGUUGAUGGUGUCGUCUUAGGUUAUGAAGAUUUAACUAUUAAAGAUUCUAAUCCAUUAGCUGAUGAAUCAUCUCAAGAAAAAUUAAUAAAACUAACACCAGAUACUCCAUUUGGAUUUACUUGGGCUAAUGUAAAUUUAUACGUUUGGCAACCACAAAUAGGCGAUAUUAUUGAAGGCUGGAUUUUUAUUCAAUCUGUAUCACAUAUUAGUUUAUUAAUCUUCGAUGCUUUUAAUGCUAAUAUUAACAAAAAUUUUAUUCCAGAAGAUUGGACAUUUAUAAAUAAUGAAGUUGAAGAAGAAGAAAUUCUACAAGAGGAAAAAGCUGCUGAAGAAUCAAAUGGAACUAAUCAGGACAAUAAUAAACCUAAUUUCACAAACCGUUCCUUAGGAUAUUGGGUAGAUGGCAAUGGUCAACGUGUAGAUGGUAAAUUGAAGUUCCAAGUAAGAUAUAUUAAUUCUAACGGUAGAGUUAUUACUGUGGAAGGAAGUUUAUUAAAAGAACAGAAAGAUUUAUCUCCUGCCGAGAAGUUACCAGUUAUUUCAAAUAAAAAGAUUACAUUUGAUGAUGAAGUUUCAACUGAAAAUACUGAAAGUCAUAAAGAUUUACAAUUAACAGAGGUCAAAGAAAAUAAUGGUGCGGAGAUCGUUUAUGAAGAAAAUUCGAGUGAAGAUGAUGAUUCUUCGGAUGAAAGUGAUUAG
This is a messenger RNA of Henningerozyma blattae CBS 6284, 927 nucleotides long. RefSeq names its product DNA-directed RNA polymerase I subunit RPA43 (gene RPA43). Gene Ontology annotation, biological process: DNA-templated transcription initiation; DNA-templated transcription. Lineage: Eukaryota; Fungi; Ascomycota; Saccharomycetes; Saccharomycetales; Saccharomycetaceae. The transcript has a single exon. Bases 1 to 927 code for a protein of 308 amino acids. The record is from RefSeq and is a predicted model, not a curated record. Gene Ontology annotation, cellular component: RNA polymerase I complex.